This is a messenger RNA of Sinocyclocheilus grahami, 813 nucleotides long. RefSeq names its product alcohol dehydrogenase class-3-like. The transcript is spliced from 6 exons. Gene Ontology annotation, molecular function: zinc ion binding; alcohol dehydrogenase (NAD+) activity; S-(hydroxymethyl)glutathione dehydrogenase [NAD(P)+] activity. Gene Ontology annotation, cellular component: cytosol. Bases 61 to 813 code for a protein of 250 amino acids. Lineage: Eukaryota; Metazoa; Chordata; Actinopteri; Cypriniformes; Cyprinidae. The record is from RefSeq and is a predicted model, not a curated record. Gene Ontology annotation, biological process: formaldehyde catabolic process.
AGGAGGCAGUUUAUAGACAACAUUGGAAACGAUUAAUUGUAUUAAAAGUGUGUGGUUAGCAUGGAAACUGAGGGUAAGGUGAUCAAGUGCAAGGCAGCAGUGGCCUGGGAACCAGGAAAACUGUUCUCCAUUGAGGAGGUGGAGGUUGCCCCUCCCAAAGCACAUGAAGUACGAAUUAAGAUAAUAGCAUCUGGAGUAUGCCACACAGACUGGACUUUCCUCCAUGAGGUUGGUAAAACAAUGAAUCCCCAGCCCUUUCCUGUGAUCUUGGGACAUGAGGGGGCAGGAGUGGUGGAGAGUGUUGGUCCAGGUGUCACAAAGAUGUCUAAAGGAGAUAAAGUUAUUCCUCUAGUUGUGCCACAGUGUGGACAAUGUGAACGCUGCCUGAAUCCAAAGACAAACCUCUGUACCAAAAACUGGAAGAAAACUCAGCAAUGUCUUCUUGCAGAUGGCACCAGUAGGAUCACCUGCAAGAAUCAGCAGAUUUACCAGUUUAUUGGUAUCAGCACCUUCUCUGAAUACACUGUUGUGCCAGAGGACAAUGUCACCAAGAUUCACCCAGACGCUCCACUGGACAGAGUCUGUCUGCUGGGCUGUGGAGUGUCUACAGGAUAUGGGGCAGCAGUGAACACAGGCAAAGUAGAAUCUGGCUCUACAUGUGCGGUGUUUGGUUUGGGAGCUGUUGGACUGGCAGCUGUCAUGGGAUGCAAGGCUGCCGGUGCUUCCAGGAUCAUUGCCGUUGACAUCAACCCAGACAAGUCUGAGAUUGCCAAGACUUUUGGAGCAACUGAGUUUGUGAACCCUAAACAUUAG